Messenger RNA from Penicillium manginii, 2196 nucleotides. RefSeq names its product putative AAA family ATPase. Gene Ontology annotation, cellular component: cytoplasm. The transcript is spliced from 3 exons. The record is from RefSeq and is a predicted model, not a curated record. Gene Ontology annotation, molecular function: ATP hydrolysis activity; ATP binding. Lineage: Eukaryota; Fungi; Ascomycota; Eurotiomycetes; Eurotiales; Aspergillaceae. The coding region runs from base 1 to 2196 and encodes 731 amino acids.
AUGGCCGACGUUCGCAGCUUAACAGUUCGACCCUUAACGAAACAGUCAACCCCCAAGGCCGAUAACAAAGAUGUAUUCAGGAUAUACCUCUCCUCCUCUUCGAUGGCUAGCUUCCGACUUCGAGCCGGUGACCUAUGUUCCUUAACGAUGGCAGAAGGAAGCGCAAAGACCGCUAUUGCUUGGACCGCCGUGGAAAAUAUUCAAAAUACAGUCGUUCAAACUUCUCGAGCUCUCCAGGACCGGUACAAUAUCAAGGUCGGAGAGAAAGUUGCCAUAACUAGAAUCGAUGGUUGUCUGCAGAAUCUUGCUUCCGUUACCCUGGUCGAUAUCUCUGACGCCGAGAAGAUUGAAAAAUAUGGCGAGAUCCCGGCCGAUGAAAGACAUUAUUGGGAAUGGGCCCUGGAGUCAAAUCUAUCACGCUGCGAAGUCCUAGCCAGCGGGUUGGUCUUUGACUUGGACCUUAAAGGUCAACGUCGCUCUUUCAAUGUCGUCGCAGCACAGCCACAAAAUGCCGGUAGCACGAGUCAUACCAUAUUCCGAUUCAUCCCAAAGGCCACAAAGGUCUCCAUCGGAACGGACAUGGGUGAAGCAGAAGAACAAAUCGAAGAUAUCAACGAAAGCCUAUCAGACUUCAACGAGCAGCGCAAACUAGUCAUGCCAUCCUUCUACGAAAGUAACCGGGGAAUCCUAAUUUACGGACCCAAGGGCACCGGCAAGACAACCCUUCUGGGACAAAUUGAAAAAGCAGGCUGGAGACAGGUCUUCAAAAUUGGCUCAUCCACCCUCGGCAGGAGUACGAGCGAGAGCGAGUCAAAACUCCGAAAUAUCUUCCAAGAAGCCAUGCGUUCCAAACCCAGCGUCCUCAUAAUCGACCAACUAGAAUUCAUCGCUCCAAAACGGACCUCCCUCGAUUCAUCUUCGUUGGCAGCAGUCCUCUGUGAAAAUCUAGAUGCGAUUCGGAGUGCGUCUGUGCUUGUGGUCGCCGCUACACGACACCCGAAUCUCGUCGAUGAUUCCCUCCGCACACCCCACCGACUCGGAACAGAGAUCGAACUACAAGUCCCGACGGCACAAGACCGUGCUGAAAUCCUGCGUGUUCUUCGGGGCCCAGUGACUGCUGGCUUGAGCGACUCGUUCCUUGAUUUGCUCGCUGAGAAGACCCAUGGAUAUGUUGGAGCGGACUUGUUCGCUUUAUUACAAAUGAUCUGCCGCAAAGCGCGGCAAAGACAGAGCCUGGAGCAAGGGCUAUCACUUCAGAACCUAGAGAUCUCUCCUUCUCCCCAGGGCGAAGAUGGAGCCGGCGUGGAACUGGAUAUCCAAAUUUCAGACAUGAUGUCUGCGCUUCAAGAAGUCCGACCCACCGCCAUGCGUGAGGUGUUCCUAGAGACUCCCAAAGUACGAUGGUCGGAUAUCGGCGGACAAAAAGAGAUCAAGGAACGUCUACAGAAUGCCGUCGAGCGACCUCUCAAGCACGCUCAAAGAAUGCAAAGACUCAACGUAAAAAGCAAAAAGGGCGUCCUCCUCUACGGACCUCCCGGUUGUGCCAAAACACUCACCGUCAAAGCCCUAGCCACAGAAGCAGGCCUGAACUUCCUCGCCGUGAAGGGCGCCGAGAUCCUCAGCAUGUACGUCGGCGAGUCCGAGCGAUCCCUCCGAGAAAUCUUCCGCAAAGCCCGAGCAGCCCGACCCAGCAUCAUUUUCUUCGACGAAAUCGAUGCCAUCGCCGGCCGACGCAGCAGCAGUUCACAAGGUGGCGUGAACGUUCUCACAACACUGCUGAACGAAAUGGACGGUAUCGAGGAAUUACGAGGCGUGCUCGUCGUUGCAGCCACCAACAAGCCAGACGUCCUGGACCCGGCGCUUAUGCGUCCUGGUCGACUGGACAAACUCGUUUACAUCGGACCGCCUGAUCUUGAAGCUCGACGGGAAAUCUUGCGUAUCUGGGCAGCCAAAUCUGUACUCAGUUCGGAAGUGAACCUGGAUGAAUUGGCUGAGAAGAUGGAGGGGUACUCCGGUGCGGAGGUCGUUAGUAUCUGUGAAACUGCGGGUGAUGCGGCGCUUGAUGAGGAGGAUAGGACUGGGCAAGAACAGGAUGUUAAAGCUGAGCAUUUUGAGAUUGCGCUGAGUCAGGUCAAACGGCAGAUUACGGAUGAGGUUAUUCAGGAGUAUGAGCUUUGGGCGGAGGCUCAAUAUUAG